AUGUCAAACGGAUUGAGUUCAGUAGGUGACGAAAACCAGAGAAUAAAAUAUGAACGUGAGGAAUCUACUGGUUUAGACAUUUCCAAUACAAUGUUCAAUGACAGAAAUGAAGCUACCGAAAUCAAAACGACAAUUGAAACUGUCGAAAACAAGCCACCAAGAUUUUUCUUUUUCAAUAGAAUCGAUAAUCGGAAAACAAGGGAGCACGAUAAUGAAAAUCAUAUUGGAAGAGAUUACACAUUUUUGGAAAACGUGUCAUCAACAAGAAAUCAUUCUGAACAAUCAUUGUCUCCAGCAAGAAGCAACUUAUCUAUAUCACCUAGUUCUUCACCAAGUCCGUUACACUCCACUCCACAAAGAAAGUCUCAUGAAAAAUCAGAUUCUGGAACAGCAUUUUCAAACUUGAGAAAACACAAGCCAAACAGAAAACCUCGAACCCCAUUUACAACUCACCAACUUCUGUCAUUGGAGAACAAAUUCGCUAAAAAGCAGUAUCUUUCUAUCGCUGAAAGAGCUGAGUUUUCUUCGUCGCUUCAACUAUCGGAAACACAGGUUAAAAUCUGGUUUCAAAAUCGAAGAGCAAAGUCAAAGCGCUUGCAAGAAGCAAAGAUCGAGCAAGCGAAGUUUGCAGCUGCGGCCUGUUCCGUCCUUGGCUCAACUUCCGGCCCUGGAAUACCGUUAAUGACAGCUAUGCCCGCUUACUCGGGAUAUUCGAAUAUAUACUGUGGGUUACCAUCGACAAUGUCACCGGUAACACACUCGGAAGUCCGAGGUGCUUAUUCAGAUACCAUAUCACGAGGAAAUACAGAAACUCUGUUGGCAAACUCAAUGCAUCAAAUAUAUACAUCAAAACGCUCAGACUUUGUGUAUCCGGCAUAUCCACCAUUCUACGCGGGUAACAUCACUGAUGCAAAUCGGCACGCAUCGAUGCCUCUACCAAUUUUACAGUAACUUUUCCAGCAAUUUAUUGAUACUUUUUGUUAAAUAAAAAUCUGUUUUCUGUUCAUAUCAUUUUAAUAAAAUAUUAUUUCGAAUUGA
This is a messenger RNA of Styela clava, 1038 nucleotides long. The record is from RefSeq and is a predicted model, not a curated record. NCBI's taxonomy places the organism in Eukaryota, Metazoa, Chordata, Ascidiacea, Stolidobranchia, Styelidae.